Molecule: messenger RNA, 1734 nt
Organism: Penicillium longicatenatum
Lineage: Eukaryota; Fungi; Ascomycota; Eurotiomycetes; Eurotiales; Aspergillaceae
Exons: 3
Coding region: 1-1734 (577 amino acids)
Source: RefSeq, a predicted model, not a curated record
AUGGGAUCUGAAUUGGGGGUUACCGCGGAGUCGAAGGAGGUGGCCACUUUAACUCCAGUGGCCAUCUGGUGGGCCUGCUGGGGUUGUGUAUGGACUCUUUUCGUCGCCCUGGGUGUCGCCUACCUAAUCAAACAUCGAGACUCGCCAACAGUCCGGAUUCGAGGUUUAGGCCUUGCGCUGUCCGCAAUUUUCUUUCUUCAUAUUUAUUUCUGGUCGGUACAAUGGGGGGUCAUGAUAGGUACGCUUAUGCCGGGAGAUGCCAUGUACUGGAUCAUGGGCACCUGGUUGCCUAUCGGAAUUUCUCUUUUCUACGCGGCCAACGGUCGUUUCCUUCAUAUCGCAAAGCUUCAAAAGAAAUACGCCUAUCCUUGCAGUCGUCUGUCCGUGCAGCCCGGUACAAAGCGCAAGGGAGGGUUAACCGGUCGCUUCCAACAUCUUGAUUAUUCUACAAAAAGUCUCGUCGUUGUUGGUGUUGCAAUGUUCAUCCAGAUUCUCCUUACUAUUGUCAUGUACCUCAUCUCUCGCAGAUUCCAUAGCACAUGGGGUAUUCCUGGCACUGAGGUUCACGGUACUCCCAUGGAAGUGAAGUCAGCACAGGGCAAAGGCUGGGAAUGGUGGCCUGGUGUUCUGUCGCAAGUCUUCUGGUGCUGGAUCGUCGCUCCCUACAUUCUCUGGAAGGCCCGUGAUAUCAACGAUACUCAGGGCUGGCGAACUCAAACCAUCGCCUGUGCGAUUGCUGGUCUUCCCGCGACUCCAUUGUGGCUCUGUGGCACCUACGUCGAUGCCAUGGCCUCCAUGAGUGCAGUUUGGCUUCCUCCUCAGUGGUUCUGUCUUGCCAUCAUGAUCAUGGAAAUCUUUACCAUCUUCCUUCCCUGCUGGGAGGUCAUGCACCGCCAAUCUCUCCGUCAGGAGACCCUCGAUGCGAUCGCACAAUGGGAAGCACGGAACAGGACUGGCGGCGAAGCCAAAUCUAUCGGCUCCGGUCCCACCGUGGUCGAAUCCAUCCUGUCCGGCUGGAAGUCCACCAAGGGCUCCGUGCGGUCCGACGCCUCCAAUGAAAGUAUUCUUACAAUGGGUGCCCUCGAAUACGUUCUCGAUCGCAACCCGGCCCCUCUCCAAGAAUUUUCUGCUCUCUGCGAAUUCUCUGGAGAGAAUAUCGCUUUCCUCACCGCUGUGGCCGAAUGGAAGAGCUCGCUGCCCGUGGCUCUUAAGGACAAGACUGCUCCCCGCGAUGAGAAGAUUCAGGAGCUUAUGCGUGAGCCUUUUAACCAUGCCUUGCAUCUAUACGCCGAAUAUAUCAGUCCCAGUCAUGCCGAAUUUCCUGUGAAUCUUGGCUUCCAAGUCCUGAAGAAACCGGAACAGAUCUUCGAGAAGCCCACUGCCAUUCUGUAUGGCGAACGCGAGGUUCCCGAGCCUGCCACUCCGUUUAGAGAAACCUUCAAUAUUGAUUCACCUGUGACGCCUUUUACAGGGGACUCUGAUAAGGGACUCAAAGACUCGGUAAAUGAGAUUAAGGACCUCGUACAAUACUGGGGUGAAAUCCCUGCCGAGUUCGAUGCCUCUGUUUUUGACGAAGCCGAGUCAAGCAUUAAAUACCUUGUUCUUACAAACACAUGGCCGAAGUUCAUUCGUAACCAUCGGGCUUCCAUUGGCUCAUCUGACUCAUCCACUAUUCUGGAGGCUGGUGAGAAUGUCGUUCGUCUACCUGAUGAGCGCUCCACCAAAUCAACAUAA